AUGAAUAAUUUAUUAUUUUUUGGAAUAAUUUUAUUAUUAAUUAAUUUAUUAAUUAUCGUUUAUUCUGAUUUAUGCAAAGAUGGAUGUACAAUAUUAUGUAGUGAUUGUGCAGGAAAUUGUUCAAAUUUACCCACAUGUCAGAGUUAUAAAGGAUUGUUUGCUUCUGUGAAAAAGCGAUGUGCAAAAUUGGGGUUUAAUUGCACUGAAGAUCAUUGUGGAUAUUAG
This is a messenger RNA of Meloidogyne enterolobii, 225 nucleotides long. The record is from the annotation of a GenBank genome assembly. Lineage: Eukaryota; Metazoa; Nematoda; Chromadorea; Rhabditida; Meloidogynidae.